AUGGCGAGCGCCACCAUUGCUGCUGGUCCUACGUUUUCGUUGCAGCUUCGGCAUCAAGUAUUCGGGAGUGUCGGAAUUAGUAAUCUACGGCAGCACCAAGGACAUAGUUUGUUAUUUACACCAGCAGCAUCUACUAUAAGGAAGAGAUUUUGUCCAUCUAUAAGCAUGUAUCAGGUUGGGAAAUCGUUGUCUGAUGGAACCUUCAACAGCGUUGUGUGUUCCAGCACUGUUGAAGGCGCAGAUAAGCUUUCAACGGAUCAAUCUCGAGUAUCAAGGCUAGUUAGCAGGGGCUGCAAGCUAAUAGGAUGUGGCUCUGCAGUACCAGCUCUAAAAAUAUCCAAUGAUGAUCUUGCAAAAAUUGUUGAUACUAAUGAUGAGUGGAUAUCUGUUCGGACAGGAAUUCGUAACCGUAGAGUUCUUUCAGGCAAAGACAAUUUAACAGAUCUGGCUGCAGAGGCUGCAAGGAAAGCUCUUGAGAUGGCAGAGGUUGAUCCUAAUGAUAUUGACCUAAUCUUGCUAUGCAGUUCAACUCCAGAAGACCUUUUUGGUAGUGCUCCGCAGAUCCAAAAAGCACUUGGCUGCAAAAGCAAUCCAUUGGCUUUUGAUAUUACAGCUGCUUGUAGCGGGUUCAUGUUGGGUUUGGUAUCUGCUGCUUGCUAUAUCAGAGGUGGUGGUUUUAAAAAUGUUCUUGUUGUCGGGGCUGAUGCUCUAUCUCGCUAUGUUGACUGGACAGAUAGAGGGACAUGUAUUCUCUUUGGUGAUGCUGCCGGUGCUGUAGUGAUGCAGGCCUGUGAUAUUGGAGAAGAUGGUUUAUUUGGUUUUGACUUGCAUAGUGAUGGUGAAGGUCAAAGGCACUUGAAUGCUUCGUUCAAAGAGAAUGAAUCAGAUCGUGCAUGCGGUACAAAUGGUUCUGUUAUUGGUUUUCCACCAAAAACUUCCUCUUACUCUUGCAUACAGAUGAAUGGUAAAGAGGUCUUUAGAUUUGCUGUCCGUGUUGUGCCACAAUCAAUAGAAGCAGCUUUAGAGAAUGCAGGUCUUCCUCAGUCUAAAAUUGAUUGGCUGCUUCUCCACCAGGCAAAUCAAAGGAUUAUUGAUGCAGUAGCAACACGUUUGGAGGUGCCAUCGGAACAUGUUAUAUCAAAUUUGUCAAAUUAUGGCAAUACGAGUGCUGCAUCGAUACCCUUGGCACUGGAUGAAGCUGUUCGAAGUGGGAAAGUGCAAGCAGGCCAUGUCAUUGCUGCUGCUGGAUUUGGUGCGGGCCUUACGUGGGGAUCUGCAAUACUCAGAUGGGGGUAA
Capsicum annuum is the source of this 1296-nucleotide messenger RNA. RefSeq names its product 3-oxoacyl-[acyl-carrier-protein] synthase 3 A, chloroplastic-like. Gene Ontology annotation, molecular function: 3-oxoacyl-[acyl-carrier-protein] synthase activity. Gene Ontology annotation, cellular component: chloroplast. Lineage: Eukaryota; Viridiplantae; Streptophyta; Magnoliopsida; Solanales; Solanaceae. The record is from RefSeq and is marked provisional. Gene Ontology annotation, biological process: fatty acid biosynthetic process.